Cynara cardunculus var. scolymus (artichoke) is the source of this 1448-nucleotide messenger RNA. Its product is annotated as elongation factor Ts, mitochondrial. Gene Ontology annotation, cellular component: mitochondrial matrix. Gene Ontology annotation, biological process: mitochondrial translational elongation. The record is from RefSeq and is a predicted model, not a curated record. The coding region runs from base 95 to 1237 and encodes 380 amino acids. Lineage: Eukaryota; Viridiplantae; Streptophyta; Magnoliopsida; Asterales; Asteraceae. The transcript has 9 exons. Gene Ontology annotation, molecular function: protein binding; translation elongation factor activity.
UUCCGGCCAUCGAGAUCCGGCCACCGGCAGCUCUUAAACCUCACACUGCUUCUUUCUCAUCUUGCAUCGCCGGCGGACAAAGUUCUCCAAAAUUAUGUUUUCCGGAGGUGCAAAACAGUCGAUCGAGAUCCUUUGCAGGCGAUUGAGCACUCCUAUACAUUCCAGAUAUGGUUACUCUACGCAGGCAUAUAGGGAAACCAUCAUUUCUGAACCAAAAACAACCGGAACUGGUUUGUUUGUGAGAAAAUAUUCGAACGAUGCUUCACCUUCAGACCAUAUGAACCUUAUAAAAAAGUUAAGGGAGAGAACCAGUGCUCCUAUUAAAGAGGUCAAGUCUGCUCUUGUUGAUUGCAAUUGGGAUUUGGAGGCUGCUCAGAAGGAACUGCGGAAAAGGGGAAUUGUUCUUGCAUCUAAAAAGUCAUCUCGCACUGCAGCUGAGGGUUUGCUUGCUCUGGCUCAGAAUGAAACCAAGGCUGCUGUUAUUGAACUCAACUGUGAAACUGAUUUUGUUGCAAGAAAUGAAAUAUUUCAAUACUUGGCCUCAUCUUUGGCCAAGUUGGCGCUGUCCGCUGAGAGUUCAGAACAACUAUCUGGUACCUUCCCUGUUGGACCUCAUAGUUUGCAGGAUUUGAAGAUCAACUUUGACCACCCCAAAUUAAAUGGAGAAAGAACAGUUGAGAACGCCAUUACAGAAGUGGCUGCCAUGAUGGGCGAGAAUAUAAAACUUAGAAGGGGUUUUGCCAUGUCUAUGUCUAAGCAUGGUGUAAUGUCUACAUAUCUCCAUACAUGUCCCCAACCUGGGUUGGGACGAAUUGCUGGAAUUCUGUCACUUGAAGUUGAGGAUGAAAAUGCUUCACUGGAUGCUGUCCAACGAGUUGGUUCAGAAUUGGCCAUGCAUGUGGUGGCAGCAAAGCCUUUAGUUCUAACAAAGGAGCUUGUUUCUUCUGAUGCAGUCCAGAAUGAACGUGAGAUUCUCAAGUCUCAGGCUGAAAGUUCGGGUAGACCCCAGGCAGCAAUAGAAAAGAUGGUUGAAGGUCGAUUAAGGAAGUAUUUUGAAGAAGUUGUUCUAAUGGAGCAAAAAUUUAUCGUGAAUGACACUGUCAAUGUAAAGACGCUCUUAAAUGAUCUAUCCAAGGAAGUGGGAUCCCCUGUGAAAAUUGGAAACUUUCUAAGAGUGGAAGUUGGAGAAGGACUUCAGAGGGCUGAUGCACCUGAAGCUUUAGCUCAAGCCGCAUGAUCUGGUGAUCUUGUUUAUCUUAUUCUUGUUUUAUUAAAAUGCAAUGAAGUUUGCCUUUGUUUUUAGAUGCUGAGAAUUUACGUCAUUUUUCCGGAUCUCUAGUGUAUGGAUAGUAAUGAUUUAAGGUUUCGGUAACCUUAACACAUGAUUAAUUUAUAGUAUUCCAAAUAAAAACUGUGCAAUAUUACAUAUAAGAAACGAGUUUUUAGUG